Molecule: messenger RNA, 13532 nt
Organism: Porites evermanni
Lineage: Eukaryota; Metazoa; Cnidaria; Anthozoa; Scleractinia; Poritidae
Source: the annotation of a GenBank genome assembly
AUGGAUAUGUCGCAGAAUUCAGAAGAUAAUGAUACCAACAACAACUCAACAGGCAGAAACCAAGAAGAAAUGAAAGACUCAAUCUGUCGUGAUUACCAGCGUGGCGUUUGUACUCGUGGUUCCAAGUGCAAAUUUAAGCACCCCGAUGGCAUGGGUACGGAACUGUCAAACAGCCCAAUGAUCUGUCGAGAUUACCAAAACGGAAAAUGCUCACGUUCCACUUGCAAGUACUUGCAUAUGACCAAUAAUGAAGAGAAGAUAUAUCUGCGCACUGGUCAAAUGCCGCCAAGACGUGAAUACCCUUUCGGAGGAGAGCCAACCCGGGCUGGGGCAAAUGAUCCCAUUUGCAAAGAUUACCUGAAUCGGAAGUGCACGCGUGGGUCAGGCUGUCGUUACCGACAUGUUCCAGAGGAUGAUCGUGAUAUGGAUUAUGGAGGUUAUGGGUUUGACGGUCCCUCUGGUAAGCGUCGCCGGGAGUCAUAUGAAGGUCAAGGCUACUACUACCUUAUGGAUGAAAAUGAUGCAUUGCGGCGCAAAGUGGCUGAUCUGCAGAAGCAAGUUGCUGACCUAAAAGCCACAAACGAAGUUCUUCUUGAACAAAAUGCAAAGUAUCGCAAUCAGAUAGGGGAGCGUGGCAGCUACAAUGGAAGUGGUGCCAGUGCUAACACUAGUUAUUCCAGCUAUGGUACAAGCUCCAGUCAAUCUUACAACACAUCAUAUCCACCACGGGAUACCUACAGCAGUUACCCUUCCACUAGUGGAAACACUUCAUAUCCAUCAACAGGAAGUUAUACAUCUAACACUGCUUAUGGCACAGGGUAUACCAAGUUUGAUUAGUAUACCCAGAUUGCAAAGAUAGUGUUUUGCAAACAGAAACAAUUAGUUAGAGUUGGCUUCCUGAUAGUAACCAGAACAGAAAAGAAAAUGAGUUGAAGGAUUUUGGGACUUCAAUUCUAUUCUGUGUUAAACUUUCAACUUUGACUUCUAUUUCUAUGGUCAGGGGUGAAGAAUGAAAUCAUUACUGUAGGGCACUGCCAUGUCAGUCCACCCCUUGUAGUUUUACCUUUUCAUAAUUAUGUAGACUGGGAAAACCAUAUACUUGUAACCAGUUGACCAUCUUCUUUUGAGUGACAUUAUGUUGUUUGCUUUUAACAAAUUCCACUAUGACAUUCUUAAGAUUCUCCUUGUUUGUUUAUAUUACUCACACUUUUUCCUUAUGGGAGUUGAGUGAAAUAAAAACCAUUAGCUUUUAACUCUAGGAGCUGAAAAACUUGCAGAAAGUAAGAAAGAAAAAUAAAAUGGGCUAAAUAACUUUCAUUUAACACUGUUUCUUUACAACUUUGUAAGGUUUCUGUUAUACAAGAUGCAUUAUAAGACAAAAGGGAUACCAAACUAAAGUUUAAAAACAGUAGUUACGUAGAGAUAUGUAAAAUACUGUAAUAUAGCCGAAGAAAGACCGGUUUUCAAGCAGUUUUUUGUGAAAUUAAGUUCCAAGAAUAAAGGAUUUUUUUCUAGAAAAUAACAUCGUUGCAAAUGCCACUAAUCAGUGGCAAGAAAAAAGGAAAAUGAUAAAUCUGGGAUAUCUGGGUAGUAUUUUUGGGAUAUUGAAAAAGGUUGCAAUUGCAGCUGACUAUUGUGUGGAAAAGAGCAAGGCCUAAAAGCAGGCAUUCCCAACCUCACUCAUCCCCGAGGGUGGAGACGGGAGUUUCCUGAGUUUCCCAGCACCACCACUGUAGCCACAUUCUGAAGCAAGUAGGGAGGUGUGACAUCUCAUGGGUCUAGUAAGGUUACCGGUCAUCUCGCCCCCAAGUCAUUUUGCCCCGUUACUUUAGCCCCUUAUUUAAGAAAGAGGAAUAUUAUAUUUGAAGCGCGCUGUAGGGGCCUAAGUAACCGGGCAAAAAUGACUUCUAUCUAGCUACCCCAACCCGCUGCCUCGGAAGCACACACUGGGCGCUUUCCAUUUAGGAAAAAAACCCAGAAAUUUCGGUAGGAGCAAAAGUGGAAUUUCCGAUUGGUAAAAAGUUGUUCCAUUUGGUCGUAAACCCUGGUACGUCGCGGUGCCCGACGGUGGACCUGGAACUGGUACAAACUACGAGAAACGUAAAUGGAACACGACAUUCCGUUCGGAAAUUCCAACCAGGAAAACGGGCCCGCCUAUUUAGAUUUUCCACUUUUUCUGGGAAUUUUCCAGUGGGAUGAACCGAUGAAACGUGUUCCAUUUACCGCCGAAACGGAAAUUUUGACUAAAUGGAAAGCGCCCUCAGUUUCGUCUCCUUCCGGAGGUCGUUCGUAGAAGGCCUGGGAGACAAGUAAACAAAAUAGCCAAUCGUGGAACAAAGAAUGUCUGCCAUGAAAUUUGAUUCAAAUGAUUCAGCUUUGAUGAAGCUUGUUUCAUGCAGGACAUAUUUUUAUUCCUCUAGGGCUGGUCGAUAUUGUGAAAUAAUCGUUAAACGAUUCAAAUUUGCACAGAUGAACAAAGUAACUGUGAUUUACGAUCGUAACAGCAGAUAACUUACAGAAUAUUGAACGCUUUUUCUGCUUGAAUGACCUGAACAGUCAAGCGACUUCCGCUCGAUCUAGUACUCCAUAUAAGGAUUUUUAGGGAUGGAAUUCAGAUUUUGCAAUACAGAGGGUCGUUUCGUUUAGUUUUGUUUCCAAGCGGGGAUCUUUUUUCCUGGAAGCAUAAAUUGGAAGUUAAGGAAGUCCUCCUGUCAGGGGAUAUACCUGGAUCAACAGGUUUGUGUACUCUAUCUUGUUUUAGAGAGCGUGUUAGCGAGGGAACUGCGAAGUCCAUCUUUGACGUCCAUUAUUACAGGUUUCAAGCGCCCUGAAGGUGUUCCACGAUAUCUUAUUUGUUUUCGUGCACCACAAUACAUUNAAACUACGAGAAACGUAAAUGGAACACGACAUUCCGUUCGGAAAUUCCAACCAGGAAAACGGGCCCGCCUAUUUAGAUUUUCCACUUUUUCUGGGAAUUUUCCAGUGGGAUGAACCGAUGAAACGUGUUCCAUUUACCGCCGAAACGGAAAUUUUGACUAAAUGGAAAGCGCCCUCAGUUUCGUCUCCUUCCGGAGGUCGUUCGUAGAAGGCCUGGGAGACAAGUAAACAAAAUAGCCAAUCGUGGAACAAAGAAUGUCUGCCAUGAAAUUUGAUUCAAAUGAUUCAGCUUUGAUGAAGCUUGUUUCAUGCAGGACAUAUUUUUAUUCCUCUAGGGCUGGUCGAUAUUGUGAAAUAAUCGUUAAACGAUUCAAAUUUGCACAGAUGAACAAAGUAACUGUGAUUUACGAUCGUAACAGCAGAUAACUUACAGAAUAUUGAACGCUUUUUCUGCUUGAAUGACCUGAACAGUCAAGCGACUUCCGCUCGAUCUAGUACUCCAUAUAAGGAUUUUUAGGGAUGGAAUUCAGAUUUUGCAAUACAGAGGGUCGUUUCGUUUAGUUUUGUUUCCAAGCGGGGAUCUUUUUUCCUGGAAGCAUAAAUUGGAAGUUAAGGAAGUCCUCCUGUCAGGGGAUAUACCUGGAUCAACAGGUUUGUGUACUCUAUCUUGUUUUAGAGAGCGUGUUAGCGAGGGAACUGCGAAGUCCAUCUUUGACGUCCAUUAUUACAGGUUUCAAGCGCCCUGAAGGUGUUCCACGAUAUCUUAUUUGUUUUCGUGCACCACAAUACAUUUUUAGAAACCUCUUAUGCAGCAGAACAUGAUUGCUUAUAAACUGGCCCAUCAUCCGACUGAUAUGUUGCUGAGAUAUCGAGCGUCGAGGAUGCUUCAAGGAGACAUCUCCUGAUAGCGUACUACAGGAUGUACAGUGAAUUGACAACCCUUGCAAGCUGCUGUAUUUUGUUCAAUGUUGUCGACUUUUAUGUAUAGUCUAAAUUACAUUCCCGUUCAUCACCUAGUGUGACUAAACACCACUCAGGUGCCUUAAUUUCUCUUUAUAUUGGUUAAUGUAUAUUGCUGCGCUAUAACGUGUGUGGGUACUAUUUGUAAAGCAAAAUUGUUGUCACCCGGAAGUAAGCAACGAAAUGGUACUUUACGUGCCUAAACACAGCUACGAGUAUGAUAUUUAAAGCUCGUAAUGACUGUUUCCAGUCGUGUUUAGGUUAUAAAGCGGGUCACUUUGCACGUAUACGAUACCAAGUGGUGAAUUUCGAGCUUUCUUUCAGACAUCGAGUCGUAAGGAAGUAGUCGAUUGAAAUAGAGGAACAAUGGAUUUUGCAACAUGGGCAAAAUCAAAAUAUGUUGUAGAAAUUCCUAUAAAGAAAAGUUGGGUAACAGAGCUGUAUGAUAUUACAGCCCACGUUGUAAGUAAUCAGCAAACUUUUGUUGUUCUUAGGGUAUUCUUUUGCCUGCGUUGAAUGUAUUUAAGCUGUUAUCUUAAGCAAUCCAAAUGAAGAUGUCAUUGAAAAUUUUAUUUAUUUGAAUUGUGUAAAGGUCAAACUUAAUUUUCAGCUAAUGAGCAUCAAAUUUCUGUUUAAGAUUAUCCAUUGCAUCCUUUAUUUCAUUGUUAACGUUAAGUUUUAAUGUAACAAUUAACAAAUAAAAAUACAAUACCAUAAAAUUCUGAAAAAAUAAGCCCCUUCAUGUAUAAGCCCCUCCAAAUGUAAGCCCCCCAAAAUCGUAACGCAAAAAACCCCCCGUUAAAUCGCCCCUACAAAUAUAAGCCCCCUGGGCAGCUUGUACUUGGAAUUUGCCCUCAAAAUACAAAGUAAAACAAAGCAAAAAUGGUAAAUUUCCUUCCCACUACAAGCUAGCUAGCCCAAUCAAUUUUGAAACGUAAAUUUCCCUCCGUAGAUAAGCCCCUUCGAAUAUAAGCCCCUCCAAAAAUAAGCCCCUCAAAAAGGGCCUUUGAAAACUAUAAGCGCUGGGGCUUAUUUUCGGAAUUUUACGGUAAUUUAUUUUUGUUGGUUGACUGACACUUCUCUGGCUUAAGUUUCAUACCUUUUUCUCCAAUUUGUUUUUCAUGCAGCCACUUGCUUACAAAACUGGUAGAAAUAUUUUGACCUUUCAGCCCCAAGCGAAUGAAAAUAAAGAAAGAAAGCUUAAAUUAAGGCCCAGAUGUUGUCACCCUAAGAGAUAUACAUGAGUACAAGUGAAACAGUUAAUUUUAGUAUAAACUUCUAAUUAUUUAAAAGGUAGCAAACUUUGAUUGUGUUGUACAAUCUAUAACAAACACUGUCAAAGAUAGGGCUACAUUCUGAGGUGUACCAAAGGAGGAAGGAACUGAAGGGACAGAGUCUUUGAGUAUAUUCUUUUAUGAAGUGCCAGAGACCUCUAAAACACUGAUCAUUCAGUUAAAUUCAAGGUUCAUUAAUAUUGAAUAGGUACAGGUUCAAGUAUCUAUAGCUAUGUAGCAAAUAUAAAUAAAUCUAUAGCUGUAUAAAUAAAUUAAUAAACUAUCCUUUUCAUCAGCAGAAUGGUGGGGUGGAAGGCUUCUGCCUUCAUCAACAUUUUAAUUGGUAGUUUAGAUUAAUGAAGUGCUCACCUUAAUUCAGAUUACUUAUCAGUUUAUUGAUUUUUUUUUCUCAUUAAAUAGGCCAUGUAUUCGCAGGGGCCUCGGAAUGAAGGCCAUUAUAGUGGUAAGUCUAUAAUAGUAAAUAAACUGAGUGUGCACAGACCGUGAUUAUCUCUAAGUAGGACGGGAAGCCCUUUAUUUAUACUUUAAUAAUACUGGGUUGUGACCAAAAUGACUAGACCUUGCUGCUGUUAUUAUGAGUUAUUUUCAUGGGGCCAAAUUUAUUUCGCCCAAAAAAAUUUCCAAAAAAAAUGCAAAUUAAAUUGAAUUCAAAAGACCUAAAAAACUGAAAGAAUCGUUGCAAAAAUUGACCACGUCAAAUUUAAUACCCUGCUGUAUAAUAAUUAUUCAAUGUCAUCUUUAUUACUGUCUCAGCUUGUGAGCUCUCUUCAUCCAAGUCAAUAUCACCUUCUAGUUAAGAUCCUUGGUGCAGUUGUCAAACAAUCCAUUCGUAUCCAUGCUCCUUGUUCAUACUGUUAGAGGCUUUUUUGUUUCUCUGUUCCUUGUUGUGGCCUUCAUAGCAUUUCAAUGACAGCUUUCACUGGAGUUUCCAAUCCCUCUUGAAAAUGCGAUCUUUGGUGUAAAUGACCCCUUCUAUCAAAAGAAAACAGUGCAUAUAGCUAGCUGCCUUAAUUAUUUCUCUAGGCAAGCGAUCAACUAUUGACAGAGGUUUUGAUCACUGCUGUCAAUAGCUACUAUUAUAUUUAUGGAAAACUGGAAAAGUUGUCCCUGUACUGACAUCAACUGUUUGCUAUCGCAGAUCAGUAUUUUGACAAUUUUGCAAAAUUUAGUCCCUUUGAAUGUAUGUUUUCAUCAUGAAAUUAAGUCCAAUGAAAUUAAAUGUGAUUGUUCUAAUAAGGUAUUUGUUACACAGGUGUAGAAUAUUCAGUGUAAUAUGCCUGUAAAACAUUAAUGGAAUGUUAUUUGUCAUUGUAGAUGCUUUGGCUAUUAAGGCCAUUGUGCCAGAAAAAGUUCAACAUGAUGUAAGUGCAAAUAUCAGUGCUAUUUAAAUUUUGAUCAGUGUUAACUAUUUAAAUGUUGCAUUUUGUAACUAUUUGCAACCAUCAGAUACACGUAUCUGAUUGUUGCGUCGACGAAGGAGAUGCUUCCUAUUUGAUUUGGUAGCUGUUCUGUGUGUUUGUGGGUGGCCUGUGCAUGUUCCAAGCACAGAAAUUGAGAAGAGGUUGUCGGUGUCGGUUCCAAAUCUGCGCCAUCUUGAAACAUCACAAUAGUAUCCAUCAUACCCAUUGCGUUCCUGUUCCUAGCCCGUUUCGCUACCUUUGGAUCUUUGCUUCCUUGAUCUCUUUCGUACAAUAUCAAAUGCUGAUCAGGGGUGUAUUCAAUAUUCCUGGAGCUUUUACAAUGCCUAAUGUCCAUACUGCAUAUUCUAUCAUUAUUAAUUGCUGCUGGCACAAAACUGGUGCCUAAGGCCCUAAGGUGACGCACUAUAAUCUACGAUAACUGCUAUUUCUAAAAGUAAAAAUUUAUUUUUAAGUCAGUUGUGUUAUCAUUUGGUUUAGAGUGGAGAGCAGAUAGCCAUUAUCUUCAACCAUAGAUUGAACAUGGACCGGAAAGCAAAAGACCAAUAUGUUGUUGACUUUGUGGGAACAGCAGGUGUUGUCAAAGUUCAAGCCACACUAGCAAACAGUUCAACGUUGAUGCUACAGACACCAGGCAAGUUAUAAGGCCUAUCAGCCUCCUCUUCCAUGUGGAUGCAGUGUUCGCUGAAAAAAGUGCAGAUAUAAGUUAAUGCCAAAACUUUUCAAUGAUCAAAGGGCAAGCUGUUGCUGNAUAUUCCUGGAGCUUUUACAAUGCCUAAUGUCCAUACUGCAUAUUCUAUCAUUAUUAAUUGCUGCUGGCACAAAACUGGUGCCUAAGGCCCUAAGGUGACGCACUAUAAUCUACGAUAACUGCUAUUUCUAAAAGUAAAAAUUUAUUUUUAAGUCAGUUGUGUUAUCAUUUGGUUUAGAGUGGAGAGCAGAUAGCCAUUAUCUUCAACCAUAGAUUGAACAUGGACCGGAAAGCAAAAGACCAAUAUGUUGUUGACUUUGUGGGAACAGCAGGUGUUGUCAAAGUUCAAGCCACACUAGCAAACAGUUCAACGUUGAUGCUACAGACACCAGGCAAGUUAUAAGGCCUAUCAGCCUCCUCUUCCAUGUGGAUGCAGUGUUCGCUGAAAAAAGUGCAGAUAUAAGUUAAUGCCAAAACUUUUCAAUGAUCAAAGGGCAAGCUGUUGCUGAAGCUUACUAGCCUGGGACAAUAUUAUUGGGCAGGCCUGCCAACCCCUUUUUUCGAUAACAUUUACUUUGUCUUGGCAAGUGGUGCUCACUCAUGCCUGAUCAUAAGACAACUUAUAUGAAAACCCGAUAGCCCAACAGAUCACUCCACUAGCCCAGCAAUCCUAGUUAUCACCCCUCAAUAGUUUCAUUAGGCCCUAUUUAAGUGCCAUCAACUCUUUUUGAAUAAGUGAAUGAAUAAAAUUGUGAUAUUUAUUUGUGGCUACUUUUUCUUAAAUCCUCUAGUAUUCAAAGAACCAAGUGUUAUAACUGCUUAUGUAUACCAAGGCAUUCAUCGCCGCUUGAUUGGCCAGCACAAAAUUGAAUUUCUGUCAAGGAGUGACACAUUUUACAGACUUCUCUACAAGUCUCUGGAUCCAGUCAUUUUUAUGUGUGAUACACUAGGGAUUGUAUCAGGAGAUAUCCAAGAACUAGACAAUGCCCUGGCGGAAACUUUUUCAGCCAACGCCCCUCAAGGAUUUGACUUUCUUGGUAUUCAUAGGGAAGGAGCAGGUACUGAACAUUUCAAUCACAUAUAAACAUCAUGCACUCAAUAUAAAAUACAAAAAAAUAUAGUAAGAACAGCAAGAGUCAAGGGGAUUGAAAGAAAAGUUAUAUAUUUGUCAUGUUAUUGUUUUGACUCUCUAGUAUAGUACUGGUAGGAGAGAUAUGUCUUCCUUAUUCGUAAUGACAUGUACAGUACAGUCAGUGAGUGAAUUAAGCAGGGACCAACUCAAGAUUGGUUUUCGACUCCCCAAAAAGUGUCACCUAAGAGUUUCAAAAAUUCGAUGUACAUGUAGUAAAUGGAAGACGUGUAUUUUUUGUGUUUAAAGGGAACCAAGAAAGUGUCACCCAAAAUGCAUUAACAGUACCCAAAAGAAGAUUAUUCUCGCAGUGAAAUGUUCUUUUACCAUUAUGAUACAUGACGAGUUCAAACUUCCCUUCACCUGCCAUAAUUUGAUUGGUUAAUAAUGUCGGCCAUGUUGAAACGCAGACCACGCAGACUGCAGACUGUGCAGACCGUGCAGACUGUGCAGACUGAGUGUUAUUUUUUUUACUUGUACCUUAAUUUUCUAGUAAAAUUUUUACUAUAGUUUCCCGAAGGAGCAGGAGGAAGGUAAGCUGUUUCUUUCUGUAACUGUAUUAUAUUGCCACGAUUAUUUAAAUUUUUUUAGUAGAAGAAGCGUUUUCAGGUUAAGUGACUUAAAAUAAAACCCUUUUCGGCUUCCUACAAUGGCUACGAUAAGUAACAUUUCCUCAAUUUCCUUGACUGUUGAUGAUCAUCUUUGGUUUCACUCUGUAAUUCAAACCGGUGACUUGCCGUCAUUUCUUCAAAUCUUACAGAUACCAAUGUCAUUGUUGUUAGCUCGGAAGAUUCGGGUAGGACUUUUGUUUAUGUAUUUUUUUUAUGCGAUUCUCAAGAGUGUCCUUCUGGGCGGGCUUUCACUCGGGGAUGGACAGUUGUAUUUGCUCCAUGCAUUCAAGCCAAUAAGUGGUAGUGGUUUGAAACCGACAAUCCAAAAUAGAUAAGUUCCAGUUGAAUGAGACCAAGUGUAAAGAGUUGCAGAUAAGUUUCUCAAGGUCGACUGUAGAUCCUUUCGAAACAGUUACUAUUAACAACAAACCAAUUGAGGUUGUAACUAGCGCAAAACUUCUUGGUCUCACAAUUUCAAACAAUCUAAAGUGGAACGCUCACAUAGAGAAUGUUAUCAAAAAAGGAGCCUCUAGGCUAUACCUAUUAAGGCAGCUCAAGCGUGCAAAAGGAGAUCCUGCGCAGCUACGUUGUUUCUAUACUACGUGUAUCCGGCCCAUGUCUGAAUAUGCCUGCCAAGUUUUCCACAAUGGUCUGCCUGAGUAUCUCUCUGAAGAGCUAGAGAAAAUUCAGCGCCGUGCACUUAGAAUUAUUUUCCCUGAUUUAGGCUAUCAAGAGGCUCUAAAAGAGUGCAAUAUUGCCACCCUCCACCAACGGCGCCAAUGGCUGACAGAGCGCCUAUUCAAUGAGAUUAAGGACAACAGCCUCCACAAAUUACAUGGCCUUUUGCCGCCACGUAAUCUUAGUACUGUAGCCUUAAGGAGUAAGCGUGUUUUUAACGUGCCUCUUUGUAGAACAAAUAGACUAAUGAAUAGUUUUAUCAUGCAUAACGCGGCUAUUUUCUAAUGGUUUUAUUGUAAAUUCACGGCUAUUUUCUUAAAUUUCAUGACGUUGUAUUUUGUUCCUUUGUUUUAUUUAUUUACUGAUAUUUAUUUAUAAUAGUUAGUCUUAGUAUUCAACGUAUUUGUACAGUCCGUAAUCCAGCCCUUGGGCUGCAAUGGAUUUUUAAUAAAGCUAUCUAUCUAUCUAUCUAUCUAUCAAUCUUGUUGGAGUAUCAUAGUUCUUGUUUAUGCAGCUCCAAAACUAGUAACAAAUGUAUUAUUUGUACAACUUGAAGGUGUUGAGGGGGUUUUAAUGCACAUUGAACUAGAUACCCCGCCAUGUAUUUUAAGUAUAUUUUGUCUUUUUUUCAUUGAAUAUUAUCUGUGAGAAGUUUCAAGUCGCUGCCCCUCUUCUCUUAAUUCUGACGCUUACGGAACCAGAAUAUUUAUUUUUAGGUAGAUAUACCUAAAAAUAAUUUAUUUACACAUUUUAGAGCAAGGCCCAUCUCUCAAAUGUCUCGGUUUGAUAUUCCGAGCUAACAACGAUGACAUCGGUAUCUGUGAGAUUUGAAGAAAUGACGGCAAGUCACCGGUUUGAAUUACAACGUUAAACCAAAGACAACAAUCAAGGAAAUUGAGGAAAUGUCUCUCUCAUAGCCGUUGUAGGAAGCCGAAAAGGGUUUUAUUUUAAGUCACUUAACCUGAAAAAGCUUCUUCUACUAAAAAAAUUUAAAUAAUCGUGGCAAUAUGAUACAGUUACAGAAAGAAACAGCUUACCUUCCUCCAUCGUGCGCACUCCUGCGUGAAAGCGGCGCAGCUAAAAGCACGCGAAACUGCUUUUACAUCUGCCGGUAAACAUGAGCCCGUGAUUUUCUCAUUUCCUACCCAUGACCCUUGCAGGUACACAUCAGUGCACAUAUGAUGGUGAUGCACAGUUCACAUAAUGAGAGGAAGCAGGAAACUAUAGUAAAAAUUUUACUAGAAAAUUAAGGUGCAAGUAAAAAAAUAACACUCAGUCUGCACAGUCUGCAAAGUCUGCACAGUCUGCAGUCUGCAGUCUGCAUGUGGUCUGCGUUUCAAUAUGACCGUAAUAAUGUAGGGUUGAUGACCAAUAGUUAAAAGAUGAUUGCUUGAUAUUUGCCUGUUCUCUCUGAAUAUUUACAACAAAAUGCCCCAGUAUAUUUAACAUGUGAGUGUAAUUUUGAUGCCAAAAACAAGAAAAAAGAUCCUAGGAUUGCCUUUAAUAAUUUCUGGAUGAUUAGAGAAGAAAAGAAACUACUAAGUCUUCUCCCCAAAAUCAGUGAGUUCUUCUUCACCUUUUUUAUUUUAAGAAUAUUUGGUUUGAAGUAUAAUUGCUAUGGCCAAAGAGACAUUACUUCAAAUCAUGACACAAUAAGGCUUGUUUGCAAGAAAAUGACCAGAACUGCAUGACUGACCAAUCUGAGCAACAGCAUGCAAAGAAAGUGGUGUCCGAUAGCCUGGGGCUGGUGGAUUUUGCUAUUGCAGGCUAGUGAAUUCUGUUCUUAACUUGCAUUUUGCCUGAUGGGCAAGGAAGUGAUUUUGGGGGGGGAAAUUCAAAUUACAGAAGAACUGUAAUCAAUGACUGCUCAUCAAUUUUUUUCAGGCUAGUUGGAAUGACUUUUGGGCUAGUACAUGCUAGGUACAGCUCACCCAAAUGGCAAGCUGUAAAACUGACUUUCUUUGCACUCAUCUUACGUCACCAACCCCAGAGAGCCUUAGUGCUGAACAAAAAGGGGGAAUACAGGAAGUUUGAACCUGGCUUGAAGGCCUUUUUUGAGCAGGAGGGCGAGUAGGGAAAUACUUGAGUAGAACAACAUUUUUUCAUGGAUUUUUGAUUUUCUGUAGGAGUCAAUUUAAUAGUUUUAGACCAUAGCUUCUGAAAGCACACACAUGUUUGAAAACAUACAUGCCCACAUAUUUUCAGUUUUGGUAGGGAAAAAAAAUUGGCCAAUCAUUUUAGAUUAAAGCCAUUGCAGUUGGAAGAUUCCAAAUUUUUAAAAACAGCACGAAUUUAUAACCAUGUUAUUUUUUGUUUUCUUUUAGAUCAAUCCAGUGCUGAAUUUCCAACUUUACUCCACUUUGCAUGCAAGUUUGGACUAAGCAAGCUAGUUGAAGUUAUCUUACGUUAUCCUGGGGCUUAUGAAGCGUGUGCUUUGAAGAACUAUCAGGGCCACCGGCCAUACAAUAUAGCUGAGGAUAAUGGAUAUGAUCAAUUAGCAAAUGAGCUACGUGCUUUUCAUGUAAGUUAAUUAGUUUCAUGUUUACAAGUUAAUUAGAUUAAUAUUAAUAUUAUUAUUAUUAUUAUUAAUAUUAUUAAUAUUAAUAUUAUGCUAAAAACAGUUUAAAACUGUUUUUAGCAUUUGAUGCAAAUUUUUCUUCCUUUUCUUUGGCCAAGAGCCCAAAAAAUUGAAAUUUUUGUCUUACAAGUAUAUGCCAGUCCUCCAGGAUUACGGGGGAGUCUUUUGGACAAUUGGCACAUAAAUGUCUUGUUCUCCCAUAAAGAUCACCAAAACUCCUAGCCUAUAGGUAAAUUUAGCUUUUCUGCUGUGAGAGACCUCCGCUAGCAGGGAAGAUUUCAUUAAGAAUUAAGCCCAUUGUUUCCCAAAGUUCAAAAUAUUUUUUGCAAGGUUUCUAUGGCAUUUUUUGCUAAACUAGUACGUAUUUUACCAAUGAAAAAGAUUACGCUCAACUUUCUCUAAGAUGAACACCUAUGGAACCAGAAGUGAUAUAUAUUAUAUAUAUCCAUCUUAUAGAGAGUCAAAUGAAGAGAAUAGAGCUAGAAUUAGGCAGGGACCAACUCUUGGUGUCUGUUUUACAAAGGUGUCCAUCUUAUAGGGCUGUCCUUUAAGAGAGAGUCGACUGUAUUUUGUCAUACAAUCUCAUUAAAAGAAAAUUUUGAUGUUCUGUACUUGACGUAACACCUAAUAAUAAUAAUAUUAUUGUUAUUAAAAUUUAUAUCAUGCUGUUCAGUGUAGUAUACACCUUGUAGUCUCUGUGCCAAUAUACAAUGCCCAUGUUUUAAUUUGGGGACAUGGUCAAUUUAUUUUUAUUUGAGAAGGAAAGUGGUCAUUGAUAUAUACGAUAACUUAGCCAGGGUAGAUUGUUACUCCUGAAACCAAGAACUGACUACCUCAAGCGUAGCUUUAGUUGUAUUGUGGUUCUUACUUAUGGAACAAUCUUCCCAAGGAUGUAUGCACAGCAAAUUCUCUAGACGACUUUAAGAAAUAAACUCACUCUCGGUUUGCUGAUCAUGCAGUAUUCCCACACGGCAAAUUUGUAAAACAGUGUAUAGAGAAUUUAUUUAUUUUCUAUUAUUAUACUGAUAUUUUAACUGUGUAUAAAUAAUGUUUAUCAUCAUCAUCAUCAACAUAUUUUUUUGGUGGGUGGUGGGGUCAAUGAAACACAGAGUCUCUAAUAUUGUAAAUUCUGCAGAGGUUUGCAUCACUGAUAUGUAUAUAUCUUCAUUUAGGACCAAAAAGAUCCAGAUGCCAGCUACAUUGAUAUGGAGCCUAAUAAUAAGGAUGGUGAUGUUUAUGUGAAAGUGCAAAAGGAGGAUGGUUCCUAUUAUUAUGUUUUGAGAAAAGAAGCUGAC